This is a messenger RNA of Thlaspi arvense, 2397 nucleotides long. The record is from the annotation of a GenBank genome assembly. NCBI's taxonomy places the organism in Eukaryota, Viridiplantae, Streptophyta, Magnoliopsida, Brassicales, Brassicaceae.
CCCAGCCCAUCUGCUUGUAUCCUCCGGGCACCAAAUCCCUCUCUCUCUCUUUCUCAUCUGUGUUUGUUGUCUCUCGUAUCGAUCGUGCAACUGAGGAGGAUACGAGGAUGCAGGCAGUUUCCAGGAGAUUAGUGCAACGGCCUCUCGCCGGAGGAGCUUCUUUCUACUCACCGUCUUCUCUCAGAUCGCUCUAUGGAGUCUCAGAUCACCUUAAUGGAACCGAUAAUCGUCGCUACUCGUCUUCCCUCGCCACAAAGGGCGUGGGACAUCUCGCUCGCAAGGGUACUGGUGGGAGAUCUUCCGUUAGUGGCAUUGUAGCUACGGUGUUUGGAGCCACUGGAUUUCUGGGUCGUUAUCUCGUGCAGCAGCUAGCUAAAAUGGGAUCACAAGUGCUAGUUCCUUUCCGAGGCUCAGAGGACUCUCCUCGACAUCUCAAGUUGAUGGGAGAUUUAGGCCAGGUAGUUCCGAUGAAAUUUGAUCCACGAGAUGAAGACUCGAUUAAGGCUGUCAUGGCAAAGGCUAAUGUGGUUAUCAAUCUAAUUGGGAGAGAGUACGAGACCAGAAAUUUCAGUUUCGAUGAGGCGAAUCAUCAUAUGGCUGAGAAACUUGCAUUGGUUGCCAAGGAACAUGGUGGGAUAAUGAGAUAUAUUCAAGUUUCGUGCCUAGGAGCUUCAGUGUCAUCCCCUUCAAGAAUGCAGAGGGCAAAAGCUGCUGCUGAGGAAGCUGUUUUGAAUGCGCUCCCCGAGGCCACAAUCAUGAGACCUGCCACCAUGAUCGGCACAGAGGACAGAAUCUUGAACCCCUGGGCUCAGUUCGUUAAAAAAUAUGGUUUCCUCCCACUCAUAGGUGGUGGUACCAACAAAUUCCAGCCCGUAUAUGUGGUCGAUGUUGCUGCUGCGAUCGUAGCAGCUCUAAAAGAUGAUGGCUCCAGCAUGGGGAAAACCUACGAAUUGGGUGGUCCAGAUGUCUUUACCCCUCGUGAUUUGGCAGAGAUCAUGUUUGAUAUGAUUCGUGAAUGGCCUCGAUAUGUGAAGCUUCCAUUUCCAAUUGCUAAGGCAAUGGCAGGUCCUCGGGAUUUCAUGGUGAACAAAGUCCCUUUCCCUCUACCCUCUCCCCAGAUCUUCAAUCUGGAUCAAAUCAAUGCACUUACAACCGAUACACUUGUAUCUGACAAGGCCUUGACGUUUCAGGAUUUGGACCUUGUCCCUCAUAAAUUGAAGGGAUAUCCGGUGGAGUUUCUUAUCCAAUAUCGCAAGGGUGGUCCUAAUUUCGGCUCUACAGUCAGUGAAAAGAUACCAACAGACUUCUACAAUUGAUGAUGCUGCUCAAAGGUCAUUUUCCUGGACUAAUUUUUAUAAUGCCGAAGUGUCACAAUGAAGUUGCGGAAACUAGAUUCGGUAUGUUGUUGAUGCCUUUCAAUUUUAACUUGUGUCAAUAAUAAAAACGGUUCUCCUCUUUGUUGUGUUUCUGGUCAUAAGUUAUAGAGGGGGACAUCAUCUUUCUUGAUGGGACGAUAUGGUCCCGUAGGAAAUUACGCAGUUUCUGGUUCGUUUUCUUAAAAAAACUUCAUGUGCUGCUACUUUGCUCUUGAGUAUAAACUAAAGACAUGUGCUUCCGUCUCUGUGUGGUGUUGUAUGUUUUUACUUGCGCCAAAACGUUUCGACUUGUUUGAAACAAAAAUACAAAUCAGGUCGGUGCCAGGUGGGUAAUGAAUCUAUUUAUGCAAAUCGUAGAAUAUAGCACUUUGCUUCUAGCUGUAGAAAAAAGUAAAGGAAACCGUAAGAACCAAGCAAAGCAUAUAGAGCUAAUGUAAUGUCACCGAAAGGGUAAGAGAGACUCAUUUUACAUCAUCCGAGAAAAAUGGAAGGCGAAGAAGAAGAUUAUCCCGGGGCUGGAAUCAACUUGAACGGGAGAAAUGUCGGGGCGGUGAUGGUGGCACCGAGGGAUGUACACAUAGCGAGUGAAAGUGGUAGCAGGAUCAACAUCUAUGUGAACAGCAACGUUCAAGGGACCUGUGGUUCGGUCUUGUUAGGUAGCAAGGUUAAGCUAAGAGAUCCGGGUGUUCACCUCCACAUCGAAGACGUUAGAACGACCCGAGACGAUGGAACUAGACACAAGGAGAUGAGGUUGAUUAAGGUUGGGUUGUGUUUGGUCUGUCUCUUUAACAUCUUUCUAGGCCUCUUUCUCUUGCUCUCCUAUUGGUUCCGGAAGAAAACCGGUUCAACAUAAAACGAUAUAUAAGUUUAGAUUGUUUUAUUUUACAUUUUCUAGAUUGAAUCCAAUACCUUUGUUAUAUUCCGAUAGUAGUCUAGUGAGGCAAACCGGAAACGAGAUUACCGGAUUGUAAGUUUUAACCAAGCAUGUACCAAUUUCAAUCUCGACUACCGUAUUCUCUAA